Molecule: messenger RNA, 2890 nt
Organism: Caenorhabditis angaria
Lineage: Eukaryota; Metazoa; Nematoda; Chromadorea; Rhabditida; Rhabditidae
Source: the annotation of a GenBank genome assembly
AUGAACCGAAUUCGAAAAGUCAAAAAAGAUCGACUGAAGGUGCCAAAAGGUUUCGAUUUCAUGGAAAUCCCCGAAAAAAUCCCAGAAUUUCGUCAAUUUUUCGAGAAAAUCUUGGAUUUCGAAAAGGAGGCGGAAUACAAUGUGGAUUUCGUGUUUCGAUUCACUCCAUUCUCCAGACAACAUCUCAAAAACCCGCCAGCGAAAAAGAUCGAACGAUUCGACAAGGCGCGAACAUCGAUUCUGAAAAUCGGCGAAAUUUCGGAUCGAUCUAAACGUCUGAAAAUGUACACGGUGUUUUUGAGUGUAGAGGCUGCGAUUUUCGAGAAACGGGAUUUUGUGAGUUAUUCGAUGUUGAUGCAAGCUAUGCAAUUGACGAUUUUCGAAUUAAUUCGGACGACGAGAAUUUGAGAAAAAAAUUCCACCUUUUUGUUUUCGCACAGGUAAUUCGAAACAUGCUCCAUGCAAACAUGACUCAUUUUUGUAUGUAAAGCACAUAUUCUCUCUAUUUCUCUAGCCACCCUCCUCAUCUUGCACACUAUCUCUGCGUCUCGCCUCACUUCCAAAACAAACAAUACAAAUUCAUUCAUUCCCCCUUCAUUUCAUAUUUUCCUACGAUUUUUUGGCGCCAAAAUUGGUGGACAUCGGGAGAUUCGCGUUGUGCGCGGCGGCGAUGCGGCGGUUCCGCGCCGCGCAAUCCGCGAGGAGGAGAGCUGCUUUCAUCGUCUGCCGUUUGGCUCACUGAUUGGUGCACUUUUGUGUAUUUUGGGUGUGAUUUUGUUUGCGAUUAUGUUGUCUUGGGCGUUUAAUGCGACUGCGGAGCAAGUUAGGCGAACUUUGAGGAAUGAUAAUUGGCCGUGGUUGGAUAAGGUGAGAUUUUUUGCGGUUUCUAGGCCACGGAAAUUGUGUUUUUGGAUUUCUAGGCCAUAUUGUGGAUUUUUUGGGAUUCUAGGCCACCAAAAUCGUGUUUUUGGAGUUCUAGGCCAUAUAUUCCUUUUCUAGGCCAAGGAAGUCGUGUUUUUGGGUUCCUAGGCCACCAAAAUUUUGCAUCGGUGAUUUUUGGGGUUUUCUAGGCCACUAGGAGCACGAUUUCGGUUUUCUAGGCCACCAAAAUUAUUUCUUGGUGAUUCUAGGCCAUGAUUUGGUUUUCUAGGCCACCAAGAGUAUGUCUCGGUGAUUUUAGGCCAUGAUUUGGUUUUCUAGGCCACUAGGAUCACGCUUUUGUAUUUCUAAGCCAUAUUUCGGUUUUUCAAGGCCCCUAGAAGCACAAUUUUGGAUUUCUAGGCCAUCAUUUGGACUUCUAGGCCACUAGGAGCACGAUUUUGUAUUUCUAGGUCAUUAUUUGAUUUUCUAGGUCACUAGGAGCACGCUUUUGUAUUUCUAGGUCAUUUGGUUUUCUAGGCCAUAUUUUGUAUUCCUAGGUCAUAUUUAAAUUUUUUCCAGGUUCAAAUUUUCUUCAUCGUCAUAGCAGCACUAAUGGGAAUGUUUUCCCUAUUUUUCCUGAUUAUCGGAUUUACGGCAACUGGAGCAACACGGACUACUGUAUAUAAUAGUGAGUUGAACCCAAGUUGGCCUAGAAACCCAAAAACACAUUCCUCUUCCAGACAACGAUUCGCAAUGCGGCGGCAAAUUCGCGUGUGUUCUAGCCAUGUUUUUCGAUCUCAUACUUCUCGUCGCCUGGCUUUUCAUAAUUGCCAUCGUUUCAAUGCUAUCGAUUUUCUAUUUUUUCUUCGAUCGACUUUGUUGGCUUCUGCCAGCUUAUACUGAAGCCGAUUGUAUUGAUUUGCAUGUUUUUUGGCCACUUGUCGCUAGUUUUUCGAAUUCGGUGAGUUCAGGUUCUGAAAUUUUGGUGAAAUAUACCAAAUCGACAAUGCUGAUGAGGAUUCCGAAGUAAAAAAUUGCCAUGUGAGCACUUUUCUGGAGCUCCAAAGUUGGUUCGUCGAUUUUCACCAUUUUCCCGGGUGAAAAAUCAACUUUUAUAAUUUGGAUAAGGUUGUUCACCACAUUCGAAAGCCUAUCAGCAUUUUAGUUUAUCAAAAAAUAUCAAAUAGCAGCUGAAAACUUCAAUUUUUAAAUGUGCUCAAAAAAACUUUAAAAAACGUGUUUAUUUUCAUGACUUUUUCAAAAAUUUACAGUUAAAUUUUACAAUUUACAGUUUUGAAAAAUUCAUGGAAUUACAAGCAAUUUUUAAAGUUUUUUGGGCACAAAAUUAUAGUUUUCAGCUACUAUUUGAUUUUUUUAUAUACUAAAAUGCUGAUAGGUUUUCGAAUGUGAUGAACAACCUUAUCCAAGUUAUAAAAGUUUAUUUUUCACCCAGGAACAUGGUGAAAAUGGACGAACUAACUUUGGAGCUCCAGAAAAGUGCUCACAGAGCAAUUUUUGACUUCGAAAUCCUGAUCAGCAUGGUCGAUUUGGUAUCAUCAAAAGUUCCCUUCUGCAAUUCUGACACAGUGUUUUCCAGAACCUUCGUCUUUGCGGCGGCGAUGUUCAACAAUUCUGCGCACUCUCCUCAACAGCUUUCACUUGGUAUGUAAUUGGAUGGGUCGGAUGUGUUCUAGUCAUCAUCGGAUUAUUGCUAUUUUUUGGAAUUCAUGCCUCAAAUUAUGCACAUAUUGGAAAUGCUCAUAGGUAAAAUGGAUUUAUAGCCAUUUUUGGGUCCCCUGAUCAAAAAUCAAUCGAUAAAUUUUAAAGGUACAUCGAAUUGGAUCAAUUACGAAUUAUCGAUUAUCCCCCGCCACCAGCUCCUUCACAAAAUUCAAGAUCUCAUCGUACUCAAGACUUUUAUGCAUCGGAAAAAAGAUCGAACACAAGUUCAAGAUUCGCUGAAGCCAUGUCGGAUUCAGUUAGCCAAUUUGAUUAUCGAAGGGACAAAAGGCCGAAACCGGUUUAUUAA